AUGAGCGUGAAUAGGCUGAUUUCCGUUAGUUUUCCUACCAGAUAUCCAAAGGUUUUCACGCCAACAACUGCCGCAGUCAUAGCUGUCCUAGCCUGCAUAUUCGCAUUCUCUACCAAUUCCGCAUUACUAGUAGACGAAUGCAACCUAAACUUCAGAAGGGACAUAGGAGGAUUCUCUUUUCGAGACACUGAUUGUGGUCGGUUAUUUUCAACGUACAUUGAUGCGAUAUACAGUAUUGCUUUGGUGUUAAUAGCAGUACCUCUCGACAUCACAUCGCUAUUUAUACUAAGGAGGAUUUCAAAGAUGUUGGUCAAACUGCAUUCAACGGUUAUUCUUGAGAUUUCAGACGUUCAUGAAUUCACUGCUAUUCGCUGUAAUGUUGGCUUGUUUCCAUUUUACUUCAUUAUUCCAAGAUCAAGUUAUCCAAUUCUUCUUAACUAUCGUUACCUGGGAGAUAUGGUUGAUGUCACCGCAAAUCGUUGGGAUUAUAGUGCAGAAGGACUGCCGGAAUGCAUACCUGAGAUUGAUGAGAAAAAGAAAGAAGAAGCAAGUGGAUGUAUUUUUCACGACAUUCGCAGCCAAUCGGUCUACUAUGCUGAUCAAGGGAAAUAA
Messenger RNA from Necator americanus (New World hookworm), 612 nucleotides. RefSeq lists its product as uncharacterized. NCBI's taxonomy places the organism in Eukaryota, Metazoa, Nematoda, Chromadorea, Rhabditida, Ancylostomatidae. The record is from RefSeq and is a predicted model, not a curated record. The coding region runs from base 1 to 612 and encodes 203 amino acids. The transcript has 4 exons.